CUCGUUCUUUCACCUGGGAAUCCUCAGGCCGUGGAGUCGAGUCAUCAGGAGAGCUGCGGACCGAUCCAACAAACUAUGAAGGUAGAAGGUGUGUGUGAGCUGAUGUGAAUCCAGCAGCAUGGAUCAGUGUGAGGGCAGAGAGGAGGGAGUCAUUCCGUCCAAAACCUCCCCGAGGGGAAAACCUGAGAGUCGGAGAGAAGAAAAGAGGAGACAACGUCGUCUUGGACCUGGAUCUGAACCUGGACCUGUACCUGGACCUGGACCUGAACCUGGACCUGAACCUGGACCUGGACCUGGACCUGGACCUGGACCUGGACCUGGACCGGGACCUGAACCUGGACCUGGUCCCAGCUGUGUUUCCUUGAAGAGUGAUGCAUCAAAGUAUUUAUUUUUCACUUUUAAAGAUGCUCCUGGUUUUCCUUCAGAGAGAGAGGACCAGCAGAUCUCAGAGUCCCCCAGCGGUCCGUCUGUUCAGCAGCAUCAGACCCAGCUGGACUCCAUCUUUCAGAUGCUGGAAGACGACGUCAUCAUGUUUGUGAAGGAUGAGCUGAAGAAGAUCCUGAAGGUUCUGAGUCCAGAUUACCCAGAAUCCUCAGAGAGUCUGGAGGAGGAUGAAGAUGAAGAGCAGAAGAGCAUCAGAGAGACAUUCAUGAAGAUCACAGUGAAGUUCUUGAGGAGGAGGAAGCAGGAGAAGCUGGCUGACCUCCUGCAGAGCAAUACCGUUGAUACCGUUUGUCAAUCCAAACUCAAAGGUCAGCUGCAGAAGAAGCACCAGCAUGUGUUUGAGGGGAUCAUUAAAGCAGGAAACCCAACCCUUCUGGAGCAGAUCUACACGGAGCUCUACAUCACAGAGGGAGGGGCCGGAGAGGUCAACGAUGAACAUGAAGUCAGACAGAUUGAAGCAGCUUCCAGGAAACCAGAAGGAGCAGAAACAGCCAUCAGACAGGAAGACACCUUUAAACCCCCACCUGGAAGAGGAGGACCAAUCAGAACGGUGAUGACGAAAGGAGUGGCCGGCAUCGGGAAAACACUCCUUACACAGAAAUUCAGUCUGGACUGGGCUGAAGGCAGAACCAACCAGGACAUCCAGUUCCUGCUUCCAUUCACCUUCAGACAGCUGAAUGUGCGGAAAGAGGAGAAGUUCAGCUUGAAACUUUAA
Molecule: messenger RNA, 1159 nt
Organism: Cololabis saira (Pacific saury)
Lineage: Eukaryota; Metazoa; Chordata; Actinopteri; Beloniformes; Belonidae
Exons: 8
Coding region: 119-1159 (346 amino acids)
Source: RefSeq, a predicted model, not a curated record